This is a messenger RNA of Xiphophorus maculatus (southern platyfish), 3476 nucleotides long. It is a transcript of the gene lhpp, whose product is annotated as phospholysine phosphohistidine inorganic pyrophosphate phosphatase. Gene Ontology annotation, biological process: dephosphorylation. The transcript is spliced from 7 exons. Bases 5 to 829 code for a protein of 274 amino acids. The record is from RefSeq and is a predicted model, not a curated record. Lineage: Eukaryota; Metazoa; Chordata; Actinopteri; Cyprinodontiformes; Poeciliidae. Gene Ontology annotation, cellular component: cytosol. Gene Ontology annotation, molecular function: phosphatase activity; inorganic diphosphate phosphatase activity.
CGUCAUGGCUGACACAGGCUGGCCAGGCUGUACGAAGAGUUUGAAAGGUGUUAUUUUGGACUUGUGUGGAGUUUUGUAUGACAGCGGGGAGGGAGACGGAGUUGCUAUCCCUGGCUCCAUAGAGGCUGUGAAAAGACUCAAAGAGUCAGACCUGCAGCUGCGUUUCUGCACCAAUGAGACCCAGGCAACCAGAGAGACGUUCGUAGCCAAACUCCAAAGACUGGGUUUUGACAUUUCUGUAUCUGAGGUCUUCCCUCCUGCCCCUGCAGCCAUUGCUGUUCUCAAGGAGCGGGGUUUGAGGCCCCACCUGCUGGUGCAUGACGGACUUCUCCCUGAGUUUGAUGCCGUAGAUAAGACCAACCCAAACUGUGUGAUCAUUGGAGACGCAGCUGAAAACUUCUUGUACCAGAACUUAAAUGAGGCAUUUAGGGUUUUGAUAGGAUUGGAAAAGCCAGUGUUAUUCUCCCUUGGCCAGGGACGAUACUACAAGGAGACAGAUGGGUUAAAACUAGAUGUUGGUGUUUACAUGAAGGCUCUUGAGUAUGCUUGUGAUUUAAAAGCAGAAGUAAUUGGGAAGCCAUCACCAACAUUCUUCCAGAGUGUUCUCAGUGACAUGGGACUGAAACCACAUGAGACUCUAAUGAUUGGAGAUGACCUUGUGAACGAUGUGGGAGGGGCCCAGUACUGUGGCAUGAAAGGUGUGCAAGUCAGGACAGGCAAAUACAGGCCAAGUGACGAGAGGCACCCAACUGUGAUCGCUGAUGCAACUGUGGACAACUUGGCCCAUGCUGUGGAUGCGAUCCUCGGUCAGAGAGGGUGCAGCGCCUGAGAACCCUCCACUUGCUGUGACUUAGAGCCGUCCAGGCCCACUGUCACACUGUAGUGCUAACUUAUGGCUCAUAAAAGUGUUGUUUCAUAUGAGGAGGUUCCUCAGUGUUGAGGUAGUUGAAGAAAACUGUGAAAAGAAUUACCAGAACUAUUCCCAUGUUGUCUAGCCACUAUAAACUGUGCUGUUAAACAUGGGAGCGGAUCAGCCAUCUGCUUGCCCUACAUAGUGUUAAUGUAACUCCCGUGAAACCUAGCCUAGAUGGUUCUAAGUGCUCUCGAACUGCGCUGUUCAUUUGUCAGUUCAUGUUUGGCAUAGAUGGGAUCCCUCAAGCUUGACACGAAUGAGCAUCUAACCAGCUGCUGAUCGACAGUUAGAUGUGGAAAGUCGAGGCCUUCAGAGUCGUUGGAAACAUGUACAGAAGUGCAGCUGAGAAUGACUGUGAUCAAGUUGCUGUAUGUGUCAUAACACAAAUGAUGGCUGUGCAUAUGAACUGGAUAAUAUUACACAUUUAGUUAGAAAAUAAAGAUAAUUUAUUCUCUUGACGUUUUCAGAGUAAUGGUCAUGGAGACCCUAAAAGUUUCAAAGCACCUGGGAAAAGUUUUUCUUAUGUUUCCUUAGUUUUUGAACCUUAAUUCGUAGCAGAAAAGCCUUUUGUUUGCACAGCAGUAAAACUCUAGAAAUGGGAAGUGAGUUAAUCUCAGAGAGAGACACGAUGAUUCACAGUGAUGUUACAUUUAUAACCACAAAGUACAAUGUGUUGUGUUGGAAUUUUAUAUGCUAGACCAAGGGUCAGCAAACUGUGGUUGUUCAACCUCUCUAGGCCCUUUACAGCGGCCCUUCAUGUCUUUGUCCGGAAGAUCUGAGCAGUAUUCUUAAAUAUAAAAUCAAUACAAAAGUCCAGACAUGGUCAGCUGUGUUUGGUUUAUUUUCCCAAGUUAUCUGUGCAAAGACUUACCAAAACAGAACAGAAUUUAUUUUUAGCUCAUUCCUUUGAUCAUUAGGCUACAAACUGCAUGCUUGUCCACUUUAUUUAAUAAUACAUAUGAAUCUUUCAUUUAAAAAGUCAUUUCCUAUUAAAACGUUGGUCUUUCCUUUAUUCUGGAACCUAAAAUUGGAUGUUAAAUUGCAUUUUUUUUAACUACCAAACUGAUACAUUUUGCAUUCUAGGUGUUCAUAAAAUUUCUUCAAAGGGUAGAGUAAGUUUUGUAGCUCUACAUAAAUUAUAUGUAUUGAGAGCGAUUUCAAAAAUGGUAAUAUUAGCUGGCCCCUGUAAUAGAUUAAUAAAAAUGUGUUUAAAAAUAAUUUUUUGGUAAACUAGCAUUUAUUUUUUUUCCCAAUCUGCCUUUCCACCUCAAAAUAAUUCUAGGGCUUACCAACUGCCUUCAGAGUCACUUUUUAGUGAUUAUUCUCAGUAAAAAUCCAGCAGCACUUUGAAGGCCUCAGAGGUUUGAAUCAUAAAUGAACAAACAGCAUCAUGAUGACCAAAGAUCACAACAGGCAGGUCAGAGAUAACUUGGUGGAGUUGUUUAAAGUAGGAUUCAAUUAUAAAACAAUAUCCCAAGAUUUGAUCAUCACAAAAACCUAAUGCUAAUGCUAGCUUUAUGUGUUAAAUCACAUAAAAUUAGCAUGCCACAACUACGAACUUAACAAGAUCGGGCCAUCAAGCUAAAUAGUGAGCCCAUGCAAGGAGAGCAUUAACUGUAAGCAGCCAAGAAAUCAAAUAAGACUUAGAAGAAACUGAUGAUAGCACAACUAAUAGUUUUGCAGAACACAAAUCUAUUUUUAGGGAAGUUGAAUUGCUGAAAGAAAGCCAAAAGAAUUCCCCGCUGCAUUUUGCCACAAGCCUUUUUAGAUGACAGAGUUGAUGGGAAGAUGGGCUCAGAAAAUUACAGGGCAAUCCUGGUAGAAAAUGUGUGAGGCUGCAGAAGACCAGAGACUGGGGCAGAUGUUUACCUUCAAGCAGGACAACAACCUUAAAAAGAGCUACUGAUUUAGAUAAUUAGCUAAAAACUGCAUUCCUUUCUCCUCACUACAUGAUUAUGUGCUGAAUCGAAGAAAAUGAAGCAGGCACUCCAUAGGUGAAGAGAGAAGAAUCACAAAUCUCUGCUUAUGUUUAUUGUUUUGACUUGAAUUCCUCCCCUGCUGGCCUCUGAUCGUUACGUCACAUGUUGUCUGCACUGCGCUGUACAGAGAGGGCUGAUAAAAUGAUGAGUGUGUAAAAUCUGUGCAUGCCAGCUGGAUCACAGAGGCCUUUUUGAAGUGGAGCAUAAAACAAAUGAUUCUCAAUUGCCUGCCCCCAAGGUCCCAGUGUACAUUCUGCGAGAACAGAAAUCUGCUGCCAAGUGAUUCAUUGAGGUCUGACUGGUUCAUUUCACCAUUAGCUGACACACAUGCUUGAAUGUUAUUGGACAAUUAGAGGUAAUAAAAAUGCUGCAAAGUGUUAUGAAACCGUGUCUGAGCUGGCUGUGUCGCUGCUCCUUGAGAUUGCUUAUUAAAUAUUAAUGUACCCGGCAAAGUGCUAGCAGCUGGUACUGCUGGUGCUCUGUUUUCUAACAGCUUAUGCUCUGUUUGAAUGAGUGUUUUGUCUGUGAUACUUCCCUGCCCGUUGGCCUUGUAUGAGAAGCAAUUAAACAUUCAUUUCAUUGGU